CGGCCUCGUACCCGGAAGUUGUACACGCCGCGAAACAUCAGCAACUCAAACCAUAGAAGUUUUACAAGACGAGUAAGCGAUAGAAAAGAAGGGAAGGUGCCUACCAGAGUGGAUGGAGGUUUUGGUUUUGUGUCUGUAGUGUGCAGGGGUUGUAAUGCAGCGGAGUAAAGCCUCUGUGAGUGUGGAAGUGAAGCAGGUGAUUGGAACUCUGUGUAAACUGCUAGCGACCACCGGCCUGGACGCUGUCCCCGCACCAGAGACCUUCAGACGAGCAAAAUUCGGUGGUGGACUCGAGGUGGAAGGUCAGUUUUGGCAUCUCCUUUCCAAUAUCCUUCAGAGAACUGGCAUUGUUUCCUCUGCAGCCAGCAGACAGCCAAGAGGAGACUCAGAGCACAGGAAGCUGGUGGCUGCAGGCCUCUGGCAGAAUGGUUACCAUGCUGACUGGAUGUAUGAGACGGAGGUAGGAGAAGGAGAGGAGAGGAGGAGUUUCUCCAGCAGAGAUCUCCUCCUGGCUCUAGGCUGGCUGCUCGCUACAGGAGCACUAGAGAAACUGCUGACACAGCGAGUUCAGCAAUUAGACAAAACGCUACUUGCAUCUAUACCUGUGGAUACUCAGGUUUCUCAUGAUCUCCAGUUAGACUUGACCUACCUGCGGAGACUUCAGUGGCUCAUUGGCUAUUUGAGACAUCAAGGGAGAAUCCUUCUGUCCAUGCUAGAGGAGCGAACUCGGUUGCUUCAUGCU
Molecule: messenger RNA, 742 nt
Organism: Lates calcarifer (barramundi perch)
Lineage: Eukaryota; Metazoa; Chordata; Actinopteri; Centropomidae
Product: tubulin epsilon and delta complex protein 1
Exons: 4
Source: RefSeq, a predicted model, not a curated record